Diospyros lotus (date-plum) is the source of this 875-nucleotide messenger RNA. Its product is annotated as 30S ribosomal protein S11, chloroplastic. The transcript has a single exon. The record is from RefSeq and is a predicted model, not a curated record. Gene Ontology annotation, molecular function: structural constituent of ribosome; small ribosomal subunit rRNA binding; mRNA 5'-UTR binding. Lineage: Eukaryota; Viridiplantae; Streptophyta; Magnoliopsida; Ericales; Ebenaceae. Gene Ontology annotation, cellular component: ribosome; mitochondrial small ribosomal subunit. The coding region runs from base 331 to 747 and encodes 138 amino acids. Gene Ontology annotation, biological process: ribosomal small subunit assembly; translation; maturation of SSU-rRNA from tricistronic rRNA transcript (SSU-rRNA, 5.8S rRNA, LSU-rRNA).
GUUUUUCAACUUUAACAUUCCUUUCCAUGGGAAUACGCUUCGAGAUUCAAAAUUUCAACAAAAUAAUUUUCUAAGUAGAUUCAAGAUUAAAGUAAGGAAUGGCAAAUAUGAAAAUAAGAGCUUCUGUUCGUAAAAUUUGUGAAAAAUGUCGACUAAUCCGUAGACGGGGACGAAUUAUAGUAAUUUGUUCCAACCCGAGACAUAAACAAAGACAAGGAUAAUCGAAAAGAGAUCCUUUAAAAAACCGAUGUACAAAUAAAAAAAGAUCUGUUUUGAAAGGAAAUGGAUAUAUCCAUAUAUCUUUGACUCAUAUUUAUGAGAUGAUAAAAUAUGGCAAAAACUAUAUCGAGAAUUGGUUCACGUAGGAAUACACGUAUUGGUUCACGUAAGAAUGCGCGUAGAAUACCAAAGGGAGUUAUUCAUGUUCAAGCAAGUUUCAAUAAUACCAUUGUGACUGUUACAGAUGUAAGAGGACGGGUGGUUUCUUGGUCCUCCGCUGGUACUUGUGGAUUCAGGGGUACAAGAAGAGGAACGCCCUUUGCUGCUCAAACCGCAGCAGGAAAUGCUAUUCGUACAGUAGUAGAUCAAGGUAUGCAACGAGCAGAAGUCAUGAUAAAGGGUCCGGGUCUCGGAAGAGACGCCGCAUUACGAGCUAUUCGUAGAAGUGGUAUACUAUUAACUUUCGUACGGGAUGUAACCCCUAUGCCACAUAAUGGCUGUAGACCUCCUAAAAAAAGACGUGUGUAAAAAUAAACAUUGAAGAAAUUUCAAGAGAAAUAAACGAUUCAAUGAUCUGAUCAAAUAAUAUUACUAUGGUUCGGGAGAAAAUAACAGUAUCUACUCGGACACUACAGUGGAAGUGUGUUGAAUCAAGG